CACGUCCGGUUGGUCUUCUUGGGCGCUGCCGGCGUGGGCAAGACAGCCCUCAUCCGCCGCUUCCUGAUGGACACCUUCGAGCCCAAGCACCGGCGCACGGUGGAGGAGCUGCACAGCAAGGAGUACGAGGUGAGCGGGGCCACGGUCACGGUGGAAAUCCUGGACACCAGUGGCAGCUACUCCUUCCCAGCCCUGCGGAAGCCGGAUGACAACUUCCCUCCCAUCGUGGUGGUAGGCAACAAGGCGGAGAGCGGCGGCGAGCGGCGCGUGCCGGUGGAGGAUGCCCUGUCGCUGGUGGAGCUGGACUGGAACAGCCGCUUCGUGGAGACGUCGGCCAAGGACAACGAGAACGUCCUGGAGGUCUUCAGGGAGCUGCUGCAGCAAGCCAACCUGCCCAGCCGGCUCAGCCCGGCUCUCUGCAAGAGGAGGGAGACGUUGCCCAAGGAGCAGACGCUGAGGCCUCCCAUGAACAAGACCAACAGCUGCUCGGUGUGCUGA
This is a messenger RNA of Merops nubicus (carmine bee-eater), 498 nucleotides long. Its product is annotated as GTP-binding protein Rhes-like. Lineage: Eukaryota; Metazoa; Chordata; Aves; Coraciiformes; Meropidae. The annotation marks the transcript as partial. The transcript is spliced from 2 exons. Gene Ontology annotation, molecular function: GTP binding; GTPase activity. The record is from RefSeq and is a predicted model, not a curated record.